AUGAUGGCUCAUCCCGAAGAAAAGCUGGACCAUCCCGAUGGUUCCGCACUUACCUGGAUUUUCGACCAUAUCCUUCGGUAUCCUGGAACAUACGAAAUUCCUCUCCGCACAAUGUAUGCACUGAAUUGCAGCAAUACGAGACAGCCGGUGCCUGGCACUCAACUUCCCGAGACAGCGUUUGCACGCCGACCGUCGUCCCCAAAAUCCUCCGCCGCCGAGGACCUUCGAGCACAAUUGACCCACCAAAUCUCCCGACUACCAUCUCAGCCAUGCUCGUUGCCGCCGAGCUUUGUUACUUCUUUUCUACGCCGCUGCUUUUCUCCCCAGCUCGAGGAUGUCGACUUUCCUCAGGCCUUAACUGGUUUGGACUACCUCAGAGACCUCGAAACUCGACGGAAGAAGGAAGUCGCAGCGGCCCUGCAGAGACUGGGACUCCAUCCAGAAAGUCCCCAGCACGAUGCGGAACUCUCAAAGAAAUACCCGGGCGUCAUGACUUGGAUUGAAUCUAUCAAAGCCAAGGGCGCCAGGGUGGAAGCUCUCUACACGCAGAUUUACAUUGGCUUGCGCCGAUGGACUCUGCUGAAUGAGAUGCUCAUGGAACCUAUGAACAAGGCGAACUGUAUGGCUAUGCUAAACACACUCUUUCCACCUGUCACCGAGGCUACCGUCACUCCCACCCCACAUCUUACCCCGCACAUCCUCAAGUCUCAACGAGACGGCUUCUUCCGAUACAUCUCCCAUAUCGAGACCAACGGCAAACAUAUCCUUGACAAGGUCAUUGCACAGGGCGCACCCGAGGGUGAAAGCACCGGGUGGCCUCUGGUACGCGACGCCCUCGACAAGUACCUCCGAACCACCAACGAAAUAAUCGACGAAUGUGCAACGAUCAACGGCCCCGCUAGCUUGGACGAGGGACUAGGGGCUACCUCGUUUCGAGGGCAUAAAGGCCGGAAGGCUGAUUCAGGCAUUAGCUUUGGCUCAAUACUUGGAGAAACUGCCCCGCCUUCCAUCGCUAGCAACAUGAGCUCCGAAGAUCUCUCCGAGAAACCGCUGCCACCUUCCCCAAGAGGGCACAAACUGGGUGGCUCUACGCUUGAGCGGCUGGCCCGCGAGCUGCGGAAACUCGGUGAUGGCGGCAAAGCCAAGGGCAUCCGGAAGAUGAAAUCUACCAACACUCUUGGCCGCACCGAGACGAUGUCCCCUACCAACGAAGGAUCUUUCUUCGAACUCGACGAACAGAAGCGAAGCCGAUUAGCCUGGGCGCACUCCAAGCAUUCGAGCGGAAGCUCAUCACGAUUUGACUAA
This is a messenger RNA of Aspergillus mulundensis, 1305 nucleotides long. RefSeq lists its product as uncharacterized. The coding region runs from base 1 to 1305 and encodes 434 amino acids. The transcript is spliced from 2 exons. Lineage: Eukaryota; Fungi; Ascomycota; Eurotiomycetes; Eurotiales; Aspergillaceae. The record is from RefSeq and is a predicted model, not a curated record.